GCAGCGAAGACGCGGAGACCACGUUGGGACCACGGAGCAAGCAAAAAUGUCGAGUAAUUUUCCAUUUAACCAGUUAAUCGACAUGGUACGGCCACACCGCUCUUUAUAUGACAAGGCAUCUCCAAACUUCAAAGAUACAAUAAUGAAAGACAACCGUUGGGCGGAGAUCGGGCACGAACUGGGAGUAACAGGAGCUGUGGCAGCACAAAAAUUUCAGACGAUGAAGGCCAAAUACGCAGCAGAAAAGAAAACAUUUCUGGACUCAAAGAGGAGUGGAUGCGGGGCGGCUGAGGUCAGGCACUCGAAAUGGGCCUUUUAUACGACUCUCGACAGUUUUUUAGGAGAUAGAGACAGCAGCUUUGCGACGUUGUCCAACAUUCCCGCAGCCGACAUCUCCAGCCCAAUAGAGGAAAACUGCUCUGGCGUUGAGGGGUUGAUCCAAUAUAUGGUCCAUUCAGAAUAUUUUGAAGGAGGUGAUGACACGUCCACAAGCCAUAGCCCAUUGACUGUGCCAUCAGAAGAGUCAACUUCGACCAGAAUAUUUGAGCAGUCAUCACAGCAUAGCUCUCAUGUGGCCACUCCGACAGCAGCUCCCAAAAAGAGGAAGCGCACUGGUGGGGACGACAUCAUUGACUGCAUAAAGGAAAACAUGGACUCCCUGAACAAAUGGAAAGGAGAACUGAGCAGCAAAGAUCACAUAUUUUAUUUUUGUAUGAUGUUGGCCGAACGCUUACGUGUUCUUUCUCGACCAUGUGCUCUCCAGUUCAUGACAAAGGUGCAAAACUACCUUCUGGACGCUGAAAUGGAAGAUUGCGCAGAAAAGUAAAUACAUGUACACAAAAGGAAGGACUGUCUACAUUUUAUAGAUAAUAUAUGUGUGUCAUUCAAAAAACAGGCUGUGCAUAAAAAUUUAUUAAUAUAAGUGGAGCACAUUUAACGUGAGUCUGCCCAUAUGUGGCUGCAUGCUGCACGUGCCGCAGG
This is a messenger RNA of Ornithodoros turicata, 981 nucleotides long. RefSeq lists its product as uncharacterized. Lineage: Eukaryota; Metazoa; Arthropoda; Arachnida; Ixodida; Argasidae. The record is from RefSeq and is a predicted model, not a curated record. The coding region runs from base 47 to 826 and encodes 259 amino acids. The transcript has 8 exons. Gene Ontology annotation, biological process: regulation of transcription by RNA polymerase II. Gene Ontology annotation, cellular component: transcription regulator complex; nucleus.